This is a messenger RNA of Fusarium pseudograminearum CS3096, 1197 nucleotides long. RefSeq lists its product as uncharacterized. NCBI's taxonomy places the organism in Eukaryota, Fungi, Ascomycota, Sordariomycetes, Hypocreales, Nectriaceae. The coding region runs from base 1 to 1197 and encodes 398 amino acids. The transcript is spliced from 2 exons. The record is from RefSeq and is a predicted model, not a curated record.
AUGCGUCGUCAAGACUUAUCACUACAAUGUACCUCAAGUCUUCAAAACCACUGUCUUGAAAGGCAGUUGCUCAAACCGUCAUUGAGGAUGAGCAUUGACGAUUGUGGGUUUGACUCUUCGCUCUUCCCAUCCUCAGUACUGCAAACUGUCAUGAAAUAUAAUAGCAUCACUGAAAAAGUCUACCCACUGGACACAAACAUCAGUGUCCAAAGUUGGAUAGCCGACGACUUCCAGUUCCUCCACCAAAACAGAACCCUGCUUAGCGCAAUCUACCUCGCCACGCGCACCGUAGACGAUCUUCGAUGUAGUGCGCAUCUCUCCCCCUUGACCCAACAGCUGCUCUGCGUCAUCCUCUCAUCGCUGAAUCGGGAUCUAUGUCGAGUUGCAGGCCAACAGUCCUCAACAACAAUGCUGACCAUCCUGAUACUGCUAUUUGCUGCCGAGUCAUUGCACGACUUUGGAGCCGUAGGGUCGCAUCUUGAAGGGGUCCGGAGACUCCUUAUAAUUAGGGACAAUGUUUUUACAGGACUGGACGCGAAGCUUCUCUACAAGAUUCAGCAAUUUGAUUUGAGGUUGGCGUUGGCUUUUGGCCAGCCACUGCAUCUUGCACUGGAACACAACCAUCAUCCAACAUUACCGAUGCCGCCGAUUGCAAAGUCAGAUAUUCUGCAGAGACUCAACGUAAAUUCUCCACGGGUGAUCGAAGCUUUUCAAAACUUGCAAGCUCUGAUACGGGAUAUAAAAGAUGCUAUAAGUGCAAGGACUGAUCUAAUAUGGACGGACUUCCAGUCCCAGAUCAGCAACAUCCAGACGCAGUUGCUACAUCCGAAUAACGAUUGCCCCGAUACAGACGAAGCGCUGAGACUUGGUAUGCUCGCCUUUCUUACCACCCUUUCCCAAAGCCCUGUACGGAGGCCACAACUACCAGAGCUUCAGAGACGGCUUGAAACAAGCUAUAUGGUGAUGCAAGACCAGAACGACAAUUACAGGACAUUCACUAUCUGGGUGUUGAUGAUGGGCUGUUUCUCAACGGUUGGGGUAUCUAGUCCCUUAGUUGGAGACGUUUGGGGUGUGGUUGCGAGUCCCGGUCUGUCUUGGGAGACUGUGCGAGACAUGAUAUUGGCAGAAGGCCUUCCAUGGAUCGAAUUGAUUCAUGAUGGGCCAGGGAAGAAUACAUUUGCCUAUCUUCAAGCAUAA